Messenger RNA from Williopsis jadinii, 1088 nucleotides. RefSeq names its product replication factor C subunit 5 (gene RFC5). Gene Ontology annotation, cellular component: Elg1 RFC-like complex; Ctf18 RFC-like complex; Rad17 RFC-like complex. Lineage: Eukaryota; Fungi; Ascomycota; Saccharomycetes; Phaffomycetales; Wickerhamomycetaceae. Bases 36 to 1085 code for a protein of 349 amino acids. Gene Ontology annotation, biological process: DNA repair; DNA-templated DNA replication. The transcript has a single exon. The record is from RefSeq and is a predicted model, not a curated record. Gene Ontology annotation, molecular function: ATP hydrolysis activity; DNA clamp loader activity; DNA binding.
GGAGGUAACCACUGGCUAAUCAAGACAAUACUAAGAUGUCACUGUGGGUUGAUAAGUACAGACCGUCGACACUGUCCCAAUUGGACUAUCACCAGGAUGUUUCGAAGCGUCUCGAGGCGUUGGCCUCGUCUGGAGACUUCCCCCAUCUGCUGGUGUACGGACCGUCUGGUGCUGGUAAGAAGACCCGUGUCUUGGUGCUUCUACGUGAACUGUUUGGUGCCGGUGUUGAAAAGAUGAAGAUCGACGUCCGUACGUUCCAAUUGAACUCGAGAAAGCUCGAGUUCAACGUUGUUUCUUCGCCAUAUCACCUGGAGAUCACACCCAGUGACCUUGGCAACAACGACCGUGUUGUCAUUCAGGACCUGUUGAAAGAAGUCGCACAGACAGAGCAGGUGGACUUCUCUGGAAAGCACAGGUUCAAAGUUGUGGUGAUCAACGAAGCUGAGUCGCUAAGCAGAGAUGCACAGGCUGCCCUGCGUCGCACCAUGGAGAAGUACUCGAAGAACAUCAGGCUGGUUUUGAUCUCCAACACAACUUCCAACAUCAUCGCCCCCAUCAGAUCGAGAACAUUGCUCAUAAGGAUUGCCUCUCCACAUGUUGAUGACAUCGUGGGUGUCCUGGACACCCUGUGUACCAAACAACAGGUUAGCAUCGCAGACGAUAGAACUGAAGUGCUGCAACGUAUAGCGUUGCAGUCGAAGAGAAACCUCCGCAGGGCACUACUUCUCGUCGAGGCACUGGCGAUGCAAAACGAGACACUCACCAAGAGCACACCGAUGAUCGAGCUUGACUGGGAAAGCGUGAUAAAGAGACUUGCACGGGACAUCUACAAGGACCGUACGGUCUCGAGAAUCUCUCAGUGUAGAACCGUGUGCUACGAGCUAAUCUCCCAUUGUAUACCACCAAGGAUCAUCUUGAAGACAUUGGCAUUUGAACUGCUGCACUUGGUGCAGCAUACCAAGCAACAAGAAGCCAUCAUUGAAACAGCUGCGGUUUUCGAUGAGAGGUUAAGCCUGGGAACCAAAUCAAUCUAUCACCUUGAAGGGUUCAUCGCAAAGUCAAUGGUUGUCAUUGAGACUCUAUGAGGA